AUGGUCGAGGAAGUGCUCAUCAGCCACAAGCAGGUGGUAUUGAAGAACUAUGUAAUUGGGUUUCCACAAGAAUCUGAUUUGGAAAUUAUCACUUCUUCUAUUAAGCUCAAUGUCCCUGAAGCCAUUCAAGAUGCUGUUUUGGUAAAGAAUCUCUACUUGUCUUGUGAUCCUUAUAUGUGUGGUUGCAUGAGCAAGCCUAUACGCCCUUGCAUUGUUUCUUCUUUCGAGCCAGGAAAGCCCCUUUAUGGAUUUGGAGUGAUAAAAGUUGUGGAUUCUACACAUCCAAAUUACAAGAAAGGAGACUUGGCUUGGGGUUUUACCAAAUGGGAAGAGCAUAGUCUCAUAAUAUCACCACGGCUUUUAUUUAAAAUUCAUCAUACUGAUCUGCCCCUUUCCUACUACACUGGAAUUCUGGGUGUCCCUGGUAUCACUGCCUAUGGCGGUUUUCAUGAGGUAUGCUCUCCUAAGAAAGGAGAGUACGUCUUUGUAUCAGCAGCAUCUGGUGCCAUUGGUCAGAUUGUUGGCCAAUUCGCUAAAUUACUGGGUUGCUAUGUUGCUGGAAGCGCUGGAUCAAAUGAAAAGGUUGAUAUGCUAAAGAACAAGUUCAGGUUCGAUGAGGCUUUCAACUAUAAGGAAGAGUCUGACUUAGAUGCAGCUCUUAAAAGGUAUUAA
Hevea brasiliensis (rubber tree) is the source of this 672-nucleotide messenger RNA. Its product is annotated as 2-alkenal reductase (NADP(+)-dependent)-like. Gene Ontology annotation, molecular function: 2-alkenal reductase [NAD(P)H] activity. The transcript is spliced from 4 exons. Bases 1 to 672 code for a protein of 223 amino acids. NCBI's taxonomy places the organism in Eukaryota, Viridiplantae, Streptophyta, Magnoliopsida, Malpighiales, Euphorbiaceae. The record is from RefSeq and is a predicted model, not a curated record.